AUGUCAGUAGCCCAGGAAGAUGGCCAGGCCGGGGCCGCGGCGGAGAACGCAGGGGAAGACGUCAAGCCUGCAGAUAUACCCCAAGGAGCUGUCGUCAAUGUGAAGGAUCUGCCCUAUAUGCUGGAUUCUGCCUUCCCCCCCUCCUCCCAAAGCCAGUCUGCGACCAGCAGCACCGCCGCCACCCCCUCCCUCUCCCCCAUGCCGACCUUCUCAGACUCUGACCAGGGGCACUCGCAUGGCGCCCCUCCUCUCGCCUCCGUUGUGGCAAACUCCAACGGAGUCAUCGACCAUCACGUCUUGUCUCCUAUUCCAUCCAGCCAGUCGUCUGCAAACCCCGAGCAGCCUCAUCCCGCUGGCAAUGGCCUCGAGGGCACUUUUCCUUUCCCCAACAUCCGCCCCAUCCCUACAGCUUCAAACACCCCCAAUAUGCCUACAUCGAGGUCAUUGACUUCUGACGGCCCUUCUUCACGAGCCUCUCGCACCAACUCUGCACAGGGGCAUGUGAUUGCUCCCAUGCCCCAGCGCCAUGACGCCUCCGCCCCCAGUGUCCGCUCCGCCUCGGCGGGUAAUCACGAACAGCGCGAGGGCAAAGCCGAGGUCCUUACACGACCCAGCAGGUCUAGCUCAGUCGCCAAACCGGGUGAUGGAAAAAAGUCGUUUUUCCACAAAAUGUUUCACCCUGGGGACGCAAAGGCCGCAGACAAGUCCAAGCUGCACCUGGACUUGCCUCGCGAUCCGCCUGCGAAUGGAAGCGUCAGCGGGCGUCCCAGCCCUGGUGUGUCUGCUGGUGCAUCACCGCCUCUCACCCCCAAUGUCUCUGACGACUCGAGGCCGCCUUCGCGGGCUGGCAGUCGAGCGCCUAGCGUCAAAAGACAAAACUCGGCUAUCGGCGAUGCCCAGCCUGUCAUCGACCGCAAGGGCGCAGCUACGCCUCCUGUUGCGCCCCCUCAACCACAAAGACGUCUCUCGCAACGCUCCAAUGGCUCGCCCAGCCGCAAACCUGUGGCCGCGCCUGCGGUAGCGAAAAAGGAUGACGCUGGUGCUCACAAAUUUACCCUCAAGGACCUUGUUGGGCUGGGCGAGAGCAACAAGAUGUCGAGAAAGGCGUCCGGGGCUGGAUCCGCACGGGGUUCAGACCGUGGAUCCACAAGAGGAAGCGAAGCGGGCGAUAAUGCCAGCACCGCCUCUCUCCUCAAAAAGUAUGGUGUCUGUGACCGAGCAGCUAUCGGGAAGGGUGCCACUGCCAUCGUCCGUCUGGCACACAAGUGGGACAGGCGAGAGGAAAAGCUCUAUGCCGUCAAGGAGUUUAGAAAGAGGCGCAAGAAUGAGACGGAGAAGGACUAUGUCAAGAAACUCACUUCGGAAUUCUGCAUCUCCUCGACCUUGCACCACGUCAAUGUCGUCGAGACUGUCGAUCUUGUCCAAGACGAGGCGCAUCAUUGGUGUGAGGUGAUGGAGUAUUGCCCGGGUGGCGAUCUCUACGCUGCCAUCAAGAAGGGGGGCAUGUCCAGUGCCGAAGUCGAAUGUUCUUUCAAGCAGAUCCUGCAGGGUAUUGCCUACCUUCAUUCGAUGGGUGUGGCGCACAGAGAUAUCAAGCCUGAGAAUCUGUUGCUCGAUGGACGAGGACAUGUCAAGAUCACCGAUUUCGGCGUAUCUGACGUCUUCCGGAUGUGCUGGGAGAAAAAGACCCACUUGAGUAAGGGUCUGUGCGGUUCAGAGCCUUACAUUGCGCCAGAGCUUUUCGAGCAAAAGGAAUACGACGCGCGUAUGGUCGAUGUAUGGGCCGCCGCCAUCGUCUUUUACUGUAUGCAAUUCCAAGAACUUCCCUGGAGAGUCGCCAAACCCAGCGAUUCUACCUUUGCUGCCUACGUACAGGCCUACAAGCCUCUCGCCUCCGUUGAGGGCUCCCACACUCCCGUCCAUCAUGGCACCCCUCCUCCGCUCAACAAUCUCAUCCCAAGAGAAUGUAGGAACAUCGUCAAGCAUAUGCUUGAUCCCGACCCCAAGACGAGGUGGACAGUGGAGGAGGCGUUGAAGGACAAGUGGUUGGCAGGUGUGCAGGUGUGCUGGGAAGCCGAGGGGGGCGCCGGUCAUUCGCAUACGACUGCGGGGAUGGAUGUGGUGAAGAUUUAG
Messenger RNA from Cryptococcus wingfieldii CBS 7118, 2133 nucleotides. RefSeq names its product HAL protein kinase. The transcript is spliced from 6 exons. Gene Ontology annotation, molecular function: protein serine/threonine kinase activity; ATP binding. Bases 1 to 2133 code for a protein of 710 amino acids. Gene Ontology annotation, biological process: intracellular signal transduction; protein phosphorylation; intracellular monoatomic cation homeostasis. Lineage: Eukaryota; Fungi; Basidiomycota; Tremellomycetes; Tremellales; Cryptococcaceae. The record is from RefSeq and is a predicted model, not a curated record.